Dermatophagoides farinae (American house dust mite) is the source of this 1841-nucleotide messenger RNA. RefSeq names its product DNA methyltransferase 1 associated protein 1 (gene DMAP1). Gene Ontology annotation, molecular function: transcription corepressor activity. Lineage: Eukaryota; Metazoa; Arthropoda; Arachnida; Sarcoptiformes; Pyroglyphidae. Gene Ontology annotation, biological process: chromatin remodeling; negative regulation of transcription by RNA polymerase II; DNA repair. Gene Ontology annotation, cellular component: nucleus; NuA4 histone acetyltransferase complex; Swr1 complex. The record is from RefSeq and is a predicted model, not a curated record.
UUCAUAUUCAUGUGUUGGGAUAAAAUUUUUUGAGUUUUAUUCUGCAAAUUUAUUUAAAAAAAAAUCUAUAUUAGAUAUAAUAGAUUUGUAAAUUUAUUGCAAACAAAAAUGUCUGACGUUCGUGAUAUUCUCGAAUUAAAUCGAGAAUCUGGUGAGAAGAAAAUUGUGAAAAAGAAACGUAUCCCCGAACAAUCUGUCAAGAAAUCCAACAUUAAAGGUAUGAACCGUGAGGUUUAUGCUUUGUUGUGUUCCGAAAACAAAGAUAGUGCAUCGCUCAUUCAAUCGGAUUUUGCUAUUGGAUCAAAAUUUGGAUUUCCACCUUUCGGCUACAAAAAGGUUAAAGCUAAUUUAAGUCUUCGUAAAGUGAUUAAAUGGAAUUGGGUACCGUUUACUAAUCCGGCGCGAAAAGAUGGCUUCCAAUUAUAUCAUUGGAGACGUGAAGCAGAUAAAAAUAAAGAAUAUCCAUUUGCCAAAAUGAAUGUUGUCAUCAACGUACCUUCAUAUACUGAUCAAGAAUAUCAAGAAUUAUUACAAAGCAAUGAAUGGAACAAAAACGAAACUGAUUAUUUAUUUAGCUUAUGUAAAAAAUAUGAUCUUCGUUUCAUUGUCAUUCAAGAUCGUUGGGAUACAUCACAGUAUAAAUAUCGAACAGUGGAAAAUAUCAAAGAUAGAUAUUAUUCUGUAUGUGACAUUUUGGCUAAACAACGUAACGAAUCUACCGUUGGUAAUAGUUUGAAUGUAAAACCACAAGGCUAUGUAUUCGAUGCUGAACAUGAACGAAAACGUAAAGAACAAUUAAAAAAACUAUACAAUCGUACGCCAGAAGAAUAUGAAGAAGAACAACAAUUGAUUGCCGAAUUACGUAAAAUCGAACAACGUAAAAAAGAACGUGAAAAGAUUACCCAGGAGAUUCAGAAAUUAAUUUCUACCGAUAGUACUUCUGAACUUCGUAGACAAGAACAACAGAAUCAAGCUCGACAAUCGAAUAUAUUAUCACGUUCUAGUAGAAAGAAAACCAAUUCUCAAUUAAAAGGUUCUCGAAUCAGCGAUGUUGGUGCAAAUUCAUUUAAUACGGUCAAUAUUGAAUCGGCCGGUAUUAAAUUUCCAGAUCCUAAAACCUGUGGCGUUUGGCUUCGUAGCUCUCGUAUGAAAUUACCAUCAUCGGUCGGCCAGAAACGUAUGAAAGCCAUAGAUCAAUUAUUGAAAGAACUUAAAGUUGAUCCACAUCCAAUGCCAACCGAAGAAAUUUGUCGAGAUUUUAACGAUCUUCGUUCUGAUAUGGUCUUACUAUAUGAAUUGAAAAUGGCUCUUACCAAUCUUGAUUUCGAUCUACAAUCAUUAAAACAUCAAUAUGAAUCGAAUAAUGUGCAGGUGACAAAUGAAAAAACCGCACAACAACUUGUGCCCACAACGCCGUUAAGUGCUGUCAGUUUACCAGAUAAUUUGACCACUACAUUCGGAUCAGCCACUAGCCACCAUCAUACUAAUCAAUCACCAACAAAAAUUGAUGAUAUUUCUAAAAAAAUAUCCGAAGUAAUCGAUGUGACCAAUUCAACACCACGUAAACGAAAAGCCGCUAUGGAACAAGGGAAUUUGAUGAGAAAAUUACGAAAGAAUUAAAAUUAUCUUUAUCAUUUUUUAUUUUUGUCAUGACUUUAUUCACAUUAUCCAUCCACCCAUAGUUUAUAAUUGAAUCAAUAAACAUUUAUUAAAGACAAAACAUUUAUAGUCUUGAUUUCUUUUGUUAGUAUCACUCUUUAAUUCGAUUAUAAGAAUUUAUCAUUCAAUAUGAACACUGUGAUUGCAGCAAUGGCGCCAAACAAAAAUGUCAUCAAAUAACC